Durio zibethinus is the source of this 2678-nucleotide messenger RNA. The record is from RefSeq and is a predicted model, not a curated record. Lineage: Eukaryota; Viridiplantae; Streptophyta; Magnoliopsida; Malvales; Malvaceae.
UCAAUGGUUGCUUUUAGUUUUGUUAAAAUUUUGAAACUUCCAUUGCUUUUGUAUCUUCUCAUUCUUUAAGAGUAAACGAUGUGAAAAAAAAAAAAUUCUUCUUCUAUUCUUCAGGCAUAUGUCUGUUGAUGUGUGAGAAUGUUUUUGAUAUUUUGAGAUCUGUUUUUUUAUUCAGCUCAUUGCCUCAUCAAACAUUGUUGAUAUUGAUGUUGAUGGUGUAUGCUUUUAUGGUUGUUUGUUAUGGUAAUCUCACUGAAGCUAUAAAGUCACAUAUGCUACUUCUAUGAUUAAUACUUUUCUUUUCUUCAGAAAAGAGGUAUCUUCUUCUGGAAUUUACAUAGAAAAUGUUAAAUUAGCUCAUUGUCAGUGGCAAUUCUUCCAUGGAAUAAAAGAAGUAGGAAGUUGUGUCUUAUCCAAUUUUAAGUCUGAAUCCCACUGUAUCUUUACUUAGCACUGCUUUGGUUUAGGUCAUUGCUUAUAUAUUUUUGGAUGCUGUAAACAGCUGAGCAAGGUCUUAAGGUUUGAUUUCUUCCAAGUGAGUAAUAAUCUGGAAAGGUGAUAGACUUUGUAGUUUGGGUCAACUUACUGUCUUUUUUUUUUUUGUUUGAAAUAUACUUUGAAUCUCACUCAUUUCUUAUCAAAUGCUACCAUAGAGGUUUUGUUUCUGAUAUAAUUGUAUACCCUUGAGGGUCACAGUUAAAUUAAACGUUGAGGUUGGAGCGAGCAGGCUGUUACAAUUGAUUUACGAAAUGGAAUUUUGCCUCAUUUUGUUCUUAUUUGUGGCUUCCAUCCCUGCAACUUUGGCUGAAGAUAUUAGUCAUGGGACAAUCGUAGUUGAUGGGACUACUGUGGUUGCUCAAACUGAUGAUAACUUCAUCUGUGCUACAAUUGAUUGGUGGCCUCAUGAUAAGUGUGAUUACAAGCAGUGUCCAUGGCACUAUACAUCUGUAAUAAAUCUGGACUUGUCUCAUACUUUCCUUGCGAAAGCUGUCCAAGCUUUCAACCGUUUGAGGAUAAGAGUUGGAGGCUCUUUGCAAGAUCAAGUGUUGUAUAAUGUUGGAAAUUUGAAGUCUCCUUGCCAUCCAUUUACUAAGAUGAAAGGUGGGUUGUUUGGAUUUUCAAAGGGAUGUUUACACAUGGAAAGGUGGGAUGAUCUGAAUCAUUUCUUCAAAUCAACAGGUGUGAUGUUGACAUUCGGCUUGAAUGCACUCCAUGGGAGAUAUAAAGUAAAGAGGAGCCUUUGGGGAGGGGAUUGGGACUCUAGCAAUGCAGAAGAUUUUAUGAAGUACACCAUUUCAAAGGGAUACCAGAUAGAUUCAUGGGAAUUUGGUAACGAAUUGAGUGGAAAUGGUGUUGGUGCACAUGUUCUUGCUGACCAGUACGGGAAAGACUUGAUCCACCUAAAGAAAAUUUUAAAUGAGCUAUAUAAAGGCUCCCAAUUUAAACCAUCACUUGUAGCACCUGGAGGAUUUUUUGACCAACAGUGGUUUGCCAAGCUUCUUCAGAUCUCAGGCUCGAGCAUACUCAAUGCCAUGAGUCAUCACAUAUACAAUUUGGGUGCAGGUGUUGAUCCCAAACUUGUAAGUAGGAUAUUGGAUCCCACCCAUUUAAGCAAGGCAGCAUAUACAUUCAGCAAUCUUACACAAGUAAUCCAGAGGUAUGGUCCUUGGGCUUCUGCAUGGGUUGGAGAAUCUGGUGGAGCCUAUAACAGUGGAGGUUUUAACGUUUCUGAUACAUUUGUAAACAGCUUCUGUGCACUUCUAUGGCAUCGGUUAAUGGGAAAAGUGGUUCUAGCUGUUGAUAGCGAUGCUUCACCCUUUCUGCGGUCUUAUGCCCAUUGUUCAAAAGGAAGAGCUGGUGUGACUUUACUCGUGAUCAACUUGAGCAAUCAGACAAAUUUCAUAAUGAAUGUUCAAAAUAGCAUCAACCUCAAGUUGGCUGUGGAAGAACAAUACAUCAGCAGUGACAGUUUCUCACAUAGUCUUAAGAAAACAUUUUCCUGGGUUGGAGUUAAAGCUUCAGAUGAACCUUUAUUCAGAGAGGAAUAUCAUUUAACUCCAAAAGAUGGGUACCUUCAAAGCCGAACUAUGGUUCUUAACGGCAUUCCCUUGGAACUUACCGGUGCUGGAAACAUCCCAAGGCUAGACCCUGUCCAUGUUAACGUGAAAUCUCCAAUAUCCAUCUCUCCUUUGUCGAUUGCAUUCAUAGUAUUCCCCAACUUUGAAGCUAAAGCCUGUGGAUAAUUUUCUAUUUUCCAUACAGCAGUAAUGCAAUAAUGAGGUGUUGAAUAUGAUAAUUGUAUGAUAGCAGAAUUAUUAGUUUAUGGCGAAUAUAGUUUCAAGCAAUUGUAAUUAUCACUAGCUCCUCCAGUAAUUUCUGAUGUCAAGUUAUUUAUUUAAAGUUUGGCAACAUAGAAAAGAUUACUGUAAGAAAGUUAUUUUCAUGCUUCAUCCCAGAUAUUUUGAGUACUUACUGCAGCUUUGUUUAGUCAGCAGAACAGAAAUAGGGGCUCUCUUUUCCCCCUUUUUCCCUACUGACAUCCACAUUCAAUAGAUCAAAGCCAGUCUUAUGGCAUUAUUUGUUCAAGAAGGAAAAUAUCUUAUGGCAUUAUCAGUAGUUUUUCUUUUUAGUACUCAGAAACUCAGACCUAUGUUUUUUUUUUUUUUUUUUUGAAGUUU